Adineta ricciae is the source of this 915-nucleotide messenger RNA. Lineage: Eukaryota; Metazoa; Rotifera; Eurotatoria; Adinetida; Adinetidae. The record is from the annotation of a GenBank genome assembly.
AUGACAAUACAUUUUCGAUUAUCACUAAAAGCUCCUAAUGAAGGCCAAGAUAAUUUCUUUCUUUGGAGUAUGGUUAUUCUUCCAAUCAUUGCUGAAUGUUCGUACGUUGUUGAUGCUACUUACUACAUUUAUCAUGACGCACCGAUUCAUCGUUAUCAAGGACUAGUUUCGACAAUUCUGGUUGUGUUUACUUAUCUACGCUAUUGUGCACCUAUCGAAUCACGCAAAAUGCUCAUGUGCUUCUAUACUACCUUAUGUCUCUUGAAUGAAACCGGUACUAUUUGUUACAUGUAUAUGUAUAAUUAUCAUGGUGAAAGAUAUUAUGUUGCCAUUUAUUUUGGAUGGCUAUUAGUGGAAUUGUGUACGACAUUGGGUUUGUUGUACUAUCGAGCUUAUCGAAGAUGUCAACCGAAUUUUCAUGUGGAAAGUAAACAUCUGUUUCAUUUUAUUUCACGAUUGGAAGUCAUCCUUGCCAUAUUUAUUCCAUUUUUCGUUCAAAACAUGUCAGUUACGUUAACAAAACAUUCAAUUGCCUUCUUUCUUUUAUUCGACUUUUUCUCCGAGUCAUACGUACGAUUUCAAGGAUUUUGGAUCAAAUCGACUUUAUAUUUAUUCGUAUGUACCGUAACAGUCUGUGUUGCAACGGAAUGGAUGUACUCUAGUGAACAUAGUGGUGUUUUCGAAUAUCUUUCAUCAUCUUUUGAAUUAAUAUCAGCAGUGUUAUGCAACACAUUGAUUAUCUUUCAAUUCAGUCCAUAUCAUUUUAAACCAACUGGUAUUUCUAAAAUAGCUCGCGAAGGUUUAGUCUUUCAUCGAUUAAAUGAAGCUGAAUCACAAUCAAAUCUAAAUUUCGAACCCAUACCAACGAAUGGCAAAUCAGAAGAUACAGUGAUCGAUUUAGUUGCUCUCAACUAA